Molecule: messenger RNA, 8266 nt
Organism: Polyodon spathula (Mississippi paddlefish)
Lineage: Eukaryota; Metazoa; Chordata; Actinopteri; Acipenseriformes; Polyodontidae
Product: neuron navigator 3-like
Exons: 40
Coding region: 188-7297 (2369 amino acids)
Biological process (GO): nervous system development; neurogenesis
Molecular function (GO): ATP binding; ATP hydrolysis activity; protein binding
Source: RefSeq, a predicted model, not a curated record
CUCACUGAACACUCGUUCGAGAAGGACUGCUGCUGCUUCCUCUCUUUUAAAUCAUUUUUAAAAAUGUAAUUUUUUUUUUAUUUGUUCCUUGUCGGACUUCAAGAGGAUUGUUUGAGUUCUUGUUUCUCCUCCUUGUGCAGCUGUGUUUGUGUUUUGUCAAGCGCAGUUAUUUAUUUUUGAACUAGACAUGCCGGUUGUUGGGGUUGCUUCUAAGCUGAGAGAGCCGGGAGGGGGGUCAAAGCCUGUUCACACCGCAGUCCCGAUUCCCAGUCUUGGCAGGGCUGCUGUGUCACAACCGUACUUGCCAAGGACUUUGGAGAUGAGAGGGACAGACAACUCAAUGAUGUCUUGCCAGCUGUCCUUAAAAUCAAUCUGUGACUUUCGGGAAAAGAAGGAAGCUCAGGGGAAAACCAAGGAGGCUGAAGACAGUAAGAUCUACACUGAUUGGGCCAAUCACUACCUUGCCAAGUCCGGCCACAAGAGGCUGAUCAAGGACCUACAGCAGGACAUUGCAGACGGAGUUCUAUUGGCAGAUAUCAUCCAGAUCAUUGCCAAUGAGAAGGUUGAAGACAUCAAUGGCUGUCCAGGGAGUCAAUCUCAAAUGAUUGAGAAUGUUGAUGUCUGCCUCAGCUUUCUGGCAGCCCGAGGGGUGAAUGUACAGGGACUUUCAGCAGAAGAAAUAAGGAAUGGAAAUUUGAAAGCCAUUUUAGGGCUCUUUUUCAGCUUGUCCCGAUACAAGCAGCAGCAGCAGCAGCAGCAGCAGUAUUAUCAGUCCCUGGUGGAACUCCAGCAGCAAGUAACCCAGCAGUCUUCAGGUGCUGUUCCAAGCAGCCAGCAAAAGACACAAGACAUGCAAUCCAGUAUGGCAGCCAGAUAUGCAACUCAGUCCAGCCACAGUGGGAUAGCAAGCAGUCAGAAAAAGAACACAAGGCUUCCUGGGCCCUCAAGGGUGCCAGCUGCAGGCAGCAGUACCAGCAAGGUCCAAGGAGCUUCAAACCUGAACAGGAGGAGCCAGAGCUUUAACAGCAUAGACAAAAGCAAGCCUCUCCAAUAUGCAAGCGGCACCGAGAAAGAAUCAGUGAAAGGACUUCCACAGCCAGGAGGCAUGAAUGGGAACGUCCAAACCCCCACCAGCACUGGGCAGCAGCAGGCCUCUGCCAUCCCCUCUCCCAGCGCCAACAAGCCUUGGCGGAGCAAAUCCAUGAACAUGAAACACACAGCCACAUCCUCCAUGCUGUCCGUGAAGCAGCCCAGCCCGGCAACCUCACCACCCCCUGCCUCAGACCAGCUCAAACCACCCAUUGCUGAGGCAGCCAAGGCCUCAAACACUGGACAGAAAUCCAUGCUGGAGAAAUUCAAACUGAUCAACAGCAGGACUGCUUCCAGGCCACCCCUGUGCCCUAGCUCGGGGCCCAGCGGGGAGGGAGGAGGCAGGGAAGACAGUGCUUUAUCAGAGUGCGGAGAGACAGAUGGUGUCAGCAGUGGUCUGAAUAGUGGGGGCUCUACAGGUAGCAGCUCCAAGCAGCCGACCAAGGUGACAACACCACCUUCAAAGACUUCCAGCAAAACUCUGAGCAAUAAGAAGUCUCUACCCCAACCUAAGGACAAAGAGGAUAAGAGUAAGAGCAAAGGAAAGGCUGGCACACCAAGCAAAGAGGAGAAAGAACUGCCUGUAGAACCUGCAAAGAAAACCUCAAAAAUUGCUAGCCUCAUCCCAAAGGGAGGGAAGGCCUCUGCAGUCAAGAAGGAAAACUGCCUCCUUGCUUCAAGUGGAAUACCAAAACCUGGAUUGAAAGUGGCUGCACCCACGGGAAAAACAGCAGCCAGCCCUACCAGCAUGGGGGCCAAAGAUACUGAGAAGUCAAGGAUGGGGAAAGCGAACCAGAGCCUCUAUGUUCAGAAAUCCCCGUCUGAUGGCAGGACUCCAGGCAGCCUGGCUUCAGCGGAGGGGAGAAGGACCAGCAUGGUUUCAUCAACAAGCACUUCCGCACUUUCGGCUGCCAUGGUGAUGGCAUGUGGACAGUUGGGGGGAUACGGCAUUGUCCAGCUCCCACAGCAGCAGCAGUACAACCACCCCAACACGGCCACAGUUGCUCCCUUUAUGUACAGAACCUACUCUGAAAAUGAUUGUACCGCCGUUGGCCCUGCUGACGGCUGUGUCAGCCCCACGAAAGCAGAUCAGUAUUACAACAAGACUGCCAAACAGUGCCUGGAGGAGAUAUCUGGGGAGGACCCUGAAACGAGAAGAAUGCGAACAGUGAAGAACAUUGCAGAUCUGAGGCAAAACUUAGAAGAGACAAUGUCCAGCCUUAGAGGGACCCAGAUCAGUCACAGCACAUUGGAAACGACAUUUGACAGCACAGUCACCACGGAGGUGAACGGCAGGAGUAUACCGAGCCUGACCAACCGAUCGUCACCUAUGGCCUGGAGGCUGGGUCAGUCAAGUCCCAGGCUGCAGGCAGGCGACGCCCCCUCGCUGCCCAGUGGAUACCCACCUCGCAGCAACAGCAGUCGCUUGAUGCACACGGACCCCUCACGCUUCAUGUACACGACCCCCCUGCGGAGAGCUACGGGGGGAGCCCGGGCUGGGAACUUGGCUCACAUGGACCUGAGCGAGAAGAGAGGAGGGGACCUUGAAGUGCCUGAGGAGGUGGAUGUGACGGGUUACAUGAGCGAUGGUGACCUCCUCAGCAAGAACAUGAGGACAGAUGAAAUCAGCAGUGGAUAUCUGACUGAUGGAGGGCUCAGUCUGUAUUCCCGCAAUAUGAACCGCAUUCCAGACCUGGCUGCCUCACGUGAUGUGAUCCAGAAGGGGGUGAAUGAGGGGAUAGGGGAGACAGACAGCUGGGAUGACAGCAGCUCGGUGAGCAGUGGUCUCAGUGACACCCUGGAUAACAUCAGCACUGAUGACCUGAACACAGCAUCGUCUGUCAGCUCCUAUUCCAACAUCGCUGCAUCUCCACGGAAGAACAAGGACCCUCAGUUAAAGACAGACUCCGUUCCAGACAAUCAGAAUACCUGGGCCAGUCCUGAAGAUCUGAAGAAAGCAGAUGAUGAGUUUGACAGCAGUAUGGAUUCCAGUAACAAGUGGAAGGGUAACUCCUCUGGGCAUUAUGAAGACUCAGAGAAAGGAGGGCAGAAGACAACCUUAUCUGUUUCUCAGACAGGAUCCUGGAGAAGGGGCAUGACGGCACAAGUUGGGAUAACGCCACCUCGGACCAAAACUGCAACUGGCACUCUCAAAACACCGGGUAAAACAGAUGAUGCCAAGGCUUCUGAAAAAGGAAAGGUUCCCUCCAAAAGCAUACAGCGGUCUCCCUCUGAUGCAGGGAAAAGCAGCGGGGAUGAAGGGAAGAAGCCACCCUCUGGCAUAGCCAGACUGCCCACCACUGGCUCUUUUGGGUUUAAGAAGACAGGGUCUGGAGCUCUGGUUACUGCCAGUGGAGCCACCGUGACCAGUGGUUCAGCCACACUGGGGAAAAUCCCCAAGUCUUCAGCCAUCUCCGACAAGGGAAACGGAGGGCGCAAAACCAGCCUGGAUGGCUCCCAGAACCAGGAUGAUGGGGUUUCGCUGGUGAGCUCGAAAAGCCCCCUGCAGUACCGCAGCCUUCCUCGCCCUGCCAAGUCCAGCUCCAGCGGGAUUGUGGCCCGGGGAGGGCACCGCUCCAGCUCCAGCAGUAUUGACUCCAAUGUUAGCAGCAAAUCAAGCGCCACUUCCAGUACCAAGCGUAGGGAGCCCACCAAGAUGGGUUCAGGCCGAUGCAGCCCCGUAACAAUCAACCAGACCGAUAAAGAAAAAGUGGCCGUCUCGGACUCGGAGAGCGUCUCUCUGUCUAGCUCUCCUAAAUCAAGUCCCACCUCCACCAGCCAGACAAGCUUGAGACAGCCAGGCUGCAAAUACCCAGACAUCGCCUCCCCUACCUUCCGCAGAUUAUUUGGCACCAAAGCCAGCAGCAAGCCAAGCCCAGAGUCAAAAAGCUCCACAGUGAUCAGCAAUCCUCAUGCCACACUGACAUGGCAAGGAAGCCUGGAGUCUCCCUCAUCGGGCACAGGCAGCAUGGGCAGUGUGGGUGGGCAAAGCGGAGGGAGCAGCCCCCUCUUCAGUAAACCCCCAGACCUGACCACAGACGUGAUCAGCCUGAGCCAGUCCCUGGCCUCCAGCCCUGCGUCCGUUCACUCCCUGACCUCGGGGGGGAAACAGUGGUCCACCAACCUCAGCAGCUCCUCGGCCGGCAGCAAAGACACUCUGAGCUACCAGUCUCUGACCAGCCUGCACACCAGCUCCGAGUCCAUCGACCUCCCCGUCGGCCACCACGGCUCCCUGAGUGGACUGACCACGUCUCCCAAAGAGGUGCACAGCCAGCUGAUGAGAACUGGCAGCGUCAAGUCCACUGUCUCAGAGGGCAUGCAGCUUGACAGAAACACUCUCCCCAAAAAGGGACUAAGGUACACCCCAUCGUCUCGGCAGACCUCACAGGAGGAGGGGAAGGAGUGGCUGCGCUCUCACUCAACCGGAGGACUGCAGGACACAGGCAGCCAGUCUCCCCUGGCUUCCCCCUUGGCUAUCUCCUCUUCCACAGCCGGGAAGUACCAUUACUCCAACCUGGUGAGCCCUACAAAUCUGUCCCAGUUUAACCUUCCUGGUCCCAGCAUGAUGCGCUCAAACAGUAUUCCAGCACAGGAGUCUUCUUUUGACUUGUACGGGGGUUCACACGUCCUGGGUGGCAGUGCCGUGUCUCUGGAGGAGCGGCCCAGAGGCAUGAGCCGAUCAGAGUCUUUCAGAGACAGCAUGGAGGAAGUCCAUGGCUCUUCGUUGUCACUGGUUUCCAGUACGUCAUCCCUGUAUUCAGCUACUGAAGAAAAGGCACAUUCAGAGCAAAUCAGAAAGCUGCGAAGAGAGCUUGAUGCCUCCCAGGAAAAGGUUGCCACAUUAACUUCUCAGAUGUCAUCAAAUUCUCAUCUAGUAGCUGCUUUUGAAAAGAGCUUAAGCAACAUGACCUGCCGCCUGCACAGCCUGACAACGACAGCUGAACAAAAGGAGUCGGAGCUGGUAGAGUUAAGAGAAACCAUUGAAUGUCUGAAAACACAGAAUACUGAUGCACAGACGGCCAUCCAGGUAGCGCUGAACGGUCCUGACCACUUACAUAAAGACCUGCGAAUCAGACGGCAGCACUCCUCGGACAGCGUCUCCAGCAUGAACAGUGCUACGAGUCUCUCAAGUGUGGGCAGCACAAACGAUGCUGAAGCCAAGAAGAAGAAGAAGAAGAGCUGGGCAAAGGCAAAAGGACACAAGGUCGCAGAUUCCAUUCCAGCCCAGCUGAGGAGCUCGUUCAAACAGGCUUUUGGUAAAAAGAAAUCUGCAAAGCCCCCUUCUCCACAUUCAGACAUUGAAGAGCUCACUGACCACUCACUUCCGUCGUCGCCCAAGCUGCUCCAUAGCUCAAAGCAGGGCCCGUCAAUGAAAACAUCCCAGUCUGCAUCUGAGCUGUGUGAGUGCACAGAGGCCGAGGCUGAGAUCAUUCUGCAGCUGAAGAACGAGCUUCGAGAGAAGGAGCUUAAGCUGACUGACAUCCGCCUAGAGGCUCUGAGCUCAGCACACCACCUCGACCAGAUCCGGGAGGCCAUGAACAGAAUGCAGAAUGAAAUUGAACUACUGAAAGCUGAGAAUGACAGGCUGAAGCUGAGUGGAAGCCCAACCCCUGCGGCCACCAGGUCAAAGACUGGACGCCCCCCCUCAGAAACGUCAAGCACCUCCUCCUCGUCUUCCUCCCGACUAUCUUUGGGACUGUCUCUCAACAACCUCAAUGUCACAGACAACAUCAUGUCGGAUGUUCUGCUGGAUGAUGGAUAUGAAGGAACGAUGCGCAAAGAAGGCCGUAGCGUGAGGAUUGUCGUUACAAUCCAUAAAGGUUCAAAUAACACAAAGCAGGAUGUCAAGUGUCAGGAGUAUCUCAUUGGGUCGAUAGGUGUCAGUGGGAAGACCAAAUGGGAUGUACUUGAUGGAGUCAUCCGACGAUUAUUCAAGGAAUACAUUUUGCGUGUGGAUCCUCUAACAACCCUGGGCCUGAACUCAGACAGCAUUGAGAGCUACAGAAUAGGGGAUAUUGUCAGAGCCCACAAUGUAGAAAUCCCUGAAUUGCUGCCAUGUGGAUACUUGGUUGGUGUCAAUAAUGUGAUUGCUGUGAACCUCAAAGGUGUUAAAGAGAACAGUAUUGACAGUUUGGUGUUUGACACACUAAUCCCCAAAACUAUUUCACAGCGAUACCUUAACCUGUUAAUAGAACACAGAAGAAUAAUCCUGUCUGGACCCAGUGGAACCGGCAAAACCUUCCUGGCCAACAAGCUUGCAGAAUACGUAGUGUGCAAAUCAGGGAGGGAAAGCAGAGAAGGAAAUAUAGCAAGCUUUAAUGUGGACCAAAAAUCUAGCAAGGAGUUGAGGCAGUACUUAUCAAAUCUUGCAGAUCAAUGCAACUCUGAGGGAAAUGAAGCUGAUCUUCCAGUAGUGGUUAUACUUGAUAACCUCCACCAUAUUGGUUCUCUUAAUGACAUCUUUAAUGGAUUCCUGAACUGUAAAUACCAUAAAUGUCCUUAUGUUAUUGGAACCAUGAACCAGGCUGUCUCUUCAUCACCAAACCUUGAGCUCCACCACAACUUCAGGUGGGUGUUGUGUACCAAUCAUACAGAACCAGUAAAGGGGUUCCUGGGCCGAUACCUCAGGAGAAAACUCAUUGAGACAGAGAUCGACAAGAACAUGAGGAACAAUGAUCUCAUCAAGAUCAUUGACUGGAUCCCCAAAACUUGGCAGCACCUCAACACCUUCCUCGAGGCUCAUAGUUCCUCCGAUGUCACCAUCGGUCCCAGACUCUUCCUGUCUUGUCCUAUGGAUGCAGAUGGCUGCAGAGUGUGGUUCACAGACCUAUGGAACUAUUCCCUGGUACCGUACCUGCUGGAGGCUGUGAGAGAGGGGCUUCAGCUGUAUGGUAAAAGAGCUGCAUGGGAAGACCCUUCAAAAUGGGUCAUUGAUACCUAUCCAUGGAGCUCCGCAUCCCUGCAGCACGACUGGCAGGCACUUCUUCAGCUCCGGCCCGAAGAUGUGGGAUAUGAAGGGUACACCUCAGCCAAAGAGGGAGGCUCCUCCAAGCAGGUUUCACAAAGUGACACAGAGGGCGAUCCACUGAUGAACAUGUUAAUGAGACUGCAAGAGGCUGCCAAUUAUUCAAGUGCACAGAGCUGUGACAGUGACAGCACUGGCCACCACGAUGACAUACUGGACUCGUCGCUGGAGUCUACUCUAUAGGAAAAGCGAGAAGUAAUGGGGUUGAGGAGUUCGUAGAGAAAAACAAAAAACCUGUUCCACUGCCAGUGCAAGUAAAAGCAACACCCCAGAAACUUGAAACGGGAAUUGGGUGUUGCAGGUAGGCAUGAGCUUUUAUCAGAGAAGAGGAGUAGAUUUGAAAGCUCACACUGAAUUCAAGGUAUUUCCGUAAUAAUGGAAUGACAGACUUCCAUUUGUCUACUGGAAAAAAAGCCCAAAUGAAGGGCACUUAAAAACGGCUGCACAUACAGUUUAAAAAAAACAAAAGAACAAACUGGAAUUAGUUUUUCUUUUAGAAUUUCCUGUUGUUUGUUAUUGACUGCUAACGUUUACAGGGCGCUCUGUUUAUUUUCUUGAGUGCAGUCUAACCUGAACAGCCUGCGCUGUUCUCAUCCAAUCCGGACCUCAGUUGUGCCACAUGGUGCUGGUCACAUGACUAUACCAGUCUUUGGUUUACACCACCGCCCAUUCAGAGAUCCAUGCAACCUGUUCAUGACAAGCACAAGCGGCAUUGUGCAAACCCAAACAACCACUACUGUGAAACACUGGACAAGUGCCAAUCGUACCUUAUUAGAGCUGUCAAGUGCACAGUGAUGUAUACACCCACAGUUGCUGCGUAGUUUACCAACAGACAUUGUUCUUUCUUUCUUUUUUCUUUUGAUAAUUUAUGACACACGUGGUAUGCAUUUCAUCCACCCAACCUUGACAGAUUUAUAGCAUUAUACCAAUAGAAAGCUGUGAAAGGCUGCAGUUCAGCAUUCACUUUAUUAUUAUUAUUAUUAUUAUUAUUAUUAUUAUUAUUAUUAUUAUUAUUAUUAUUAUUAUUAUUAUUUAAAAACCUAAGCAAGAAGGGAAGAAGUUUGAUAAUGGUGCUUUCUCACUGCCUUAAAGUUCCUAGCAAAUUUCUAAGAACUUGUGGUUUAUGUUUCAACACAGAUGGUGUCCACUAUU